This is a messenger RNA of Mytilus trossulus (common blue mussel), 555 nucleotides long. Its product is annotated as keratin, type I cytoskeletal 10-like. The transcript is spliced from 3 exons. Lineage: Eukaryota; Metazoa; Mollusca; Bivalvia; Mytilida; Mytilidae. The coding region runs from base 74 to 439 and encodes 121 amino acids. The record is from RefSeq and is a predicted model, not a curated record.
CUCGAUCUGACACAAAAUGCCCAAUCUCCUCAAAAAGUCGUCUGCUCAGUAAUAGGGGGUUCAUUCUAACAUCAUGCAGAAAUUACUGUUAUUACUCGUUCCCUGUGUACUAGCAGUAGUACUUGUCAAUGGUUAUACAGGAUUCGGCGGUGGAGCUGGAUUUGGAGGCGCAGGUGCAUAUGGCGGUGGCGCAUAUGGCGGCGGUGGUGGAAUCGGAGGUUAUGGGGCCUAUGGUGGUGGAGGACAAACUGUUAGUAGAGGUUACCCAUUGUCCACAUACGCUAACACCGUUGCUACUUUAAAUGAAAGGAAUCGUUUGGCAUACGACCAAUAUCUCAUUGGAAGUUACAAUAACCCCAACAAAUGGUCAUUUAUUCUUCCACUGGCACUAUUGGGUCUGCUUCUUGCAAACAGAACCUCAGUAGCCACAACUGGUUAAAAAGUAAAAAUGAACUUUUUAUAUAUAUAUACAGCUUAUAGGGGAUUGACGGCCAGACCACACAGCACUGACAUGUAAAAAAAUGUUACAAAUAAAAUAAAAAUACUUAUAUUUGA